ACUGAACCCAAGAGUAAAAAAAAAAAAUGCAUCCUCUAUUUGCAUUCCUUCUCUUGCAUAUAAUAACCACGGCCAGCGCAGCCCAACUCCGGCCUGGCUUCUACCGGGAAACAUGCCCGGAUGCAGAAUUCGUCGUCCGGGAAGUCCUGCACAAGGCCAUGAUUCGAGAACCCAGAAGCGUCGCCUCCGUCAUGCGCUUCCAAUUCCACGAUUGCCUUGUUAAUGGUUGCGAUGCUUCUAUGCUGCUGGAUGAUACACCAACCAUGCUGGGAGAAAAAGAAGCCCUGUCGAACAUAAAUUCGCUGAGAUCUUUCGAAGUGAUCGAUGAGGUGAAGGAGGCGGUAGAGAGAAUCUGCCCAGGAGUUGUUUCAUGCGCAGAUAUCAUAAUUAUGGCUGCCAGAGAUGCGGUGGCGCUGACUGGAGGGCCUUAUUGGGAGGUGAGGCUAGGAAGAUUGGACAGCUUAACUGCAAGGCAAGAGGACUCGAAUGAAAUCAUGCCCAGCCCAAGAUCCAACGCCAGUUCCCUCAUCGACCUCUUCAGCAAAUACAAUCUCUCUGUCAAAGACCUUGUAGCCCUUUCUGGGACUCAUUCUAUUGGCCAAGCACGCUGCUUUUCCAUUAUGUUCCGCCUGUAUAACCAAUCCGGUACCGGCCGGCCGGACCCUGCCAUUGAGCCGAAGUACAGAGAAAAUCUCUACAAGCUCUGCCCGCCUAAUGUAGACCAAAACGUCACCGGAGACCUCGAUGCAACGCCCCGUUUAUUCGAUAACCAAUACUUCAAGGACUUGGUUGCCGGGAGAGGGUUUCUGAAUUCUGAUCAAACACUUUUCACGUUCACAAAGACUAGGAAGUUUGUGGAGCUGUUUAGCAAAGACCAAUCUGAGUUUUUCAUGGCCUUGGUGGAGGGAAUGCUCAAGUUGGGUGACUUGCAAUCUAACCAGCCGGGAGAGAUUAGGAGGAAUUGUAGGGUGGUUAAUGGCCGACAUGUUAACACUUUCUGGGAGUCUUGACAUGGAGAGGGGCCAUUGACUGAUUAUUAAAGCCAACAUUAUAAAUUAAGAGCCACUAAUAUAAUCUAAUUAUGUUCAAAAAUGAUGUGAUGGUUUUGGUUGAAGCCUAUUGGAAAUUAAACAAAUACAUGCAGUGAUAUAAACAUAAUUAAAAAGACUUUGU
This is a messenger RNA of Corylus avellana, 1173 nucleotides long. Its product is annotated as Peroxidase superfamily protein. Gene Ontology annotation, molecular function: peroxidase activity; heme binding. Lineage: Eukaryota; Viridiplantae; Streptophyta; Magnoliopsida; Fagales; Betulaceae. The record is from RefSeq and is a predicted model, not a curated record. Gene Ontology annotation, biological process: hydrogen peroxide catabolic process; response to oxidative stress.